This is a messenger RNA of Morus notabilis, 3278 nucleotides long. Its product is annotated as probable myosin-binding protein 4. The record is from RefSeq and is a predicted model, not a curated record. NCBI's taxonomy places the organism in Eukaryota, Viridiplantae, Streptophyta, Magnoliopsida, Rosales, Moraceae. The transcript has 4 exons. Bases 166 to 2871 code for a protein of 901 amino acids. Gene Ontology annotation, molecular function: myosin binding.
UCUUCCUCUUUCUGAUCCUCCAUCAAGCUCCGAAUCAGAUGGAAUGCUUCAUCUUGAGUUAAGAGGACUGGAAUGGUCAACCGGUUUGGACCGUUUGGUUAUCAAACAUUUCUUUGAUGUUUACCAUUUGGAACCAUAUGAGCUUCUAGAUCAAUUUUGGAGGAGAUGGCAGCAGAUGAAUCAAUGGUGGAAGAAAACAGCAACUUACCGGGGUUUAUGGCCGCUCUAUCAUCUGCAGCAUGUGAAUGGAUUUUGAUAUUUCUGCUGCUUAUUGAUGGUGUGCUAUCAUAUCUGCUGACAAAGUUUGCACAUUAUUGCAAAUUGCAGACUCCUUGCAUUUUGUGCUCUAGGAUUGAUCAUGUCAUAGGCAGCAAAAAGCCUGGCAUUUAUCGCGAUUUGCUUUGUAGCGACCACAUAUCAGAGAUAUCUUCUUUGAUUUGUUGUCAUGUUCACGGUAAGCUUGCUGAUGGCCAUGGAAUGUGUGAUGAUUGCAUCUUUUCAUUCACCAGGAAGAAUUUAUCAUAUUCAGAAAUGCAAAGGACUUUGGGGGGUAAGUUGGGAAUGGCUAUUGAUGGUUCUGGUUUAGAAAGUUUCUUGCUAAACAGAGAUUUUGUUCCUGGUUCUCGGGGUACGGUGCCAUGUUCUUGUUGCGGCAAGCCUUGGAGGCCAAGAAAAGAGGCACAAAGGAUUGCCCAACCAAAAUUAUGUGGAAGUGCGGUUCCUAAACCUAAUAUCCCUUUGCCCCGUUUGCCAAGCCAUAGUCGCUUACGUCGUCGGAAUAGCUUCAAGAAGAUGAAGAAUGAAUCUUAUGGCUCAAUAAUUUCUCACUGUGUUGGAAAAAGUGGCUUUGAUCCCUUGUCUUAUGUAGGGUACACUGAGUUGAAGAUCAAUUCUGACUCUGAAUCUGAAGUUCCAUUUUCAGAUGAGGAUGGGGAAAUUAGAAAUGCUAUUCGUGAAAAUAGCAACUCUAAGAAUGAUUUUGCAGUUCAGUGUCCUUCAGAAAAUCCUUCUAAAGCACCAUCCGGUGGUUUUAUUUUAGCAAAAGCAACUAAUUGCCCGCAUGAGUCAAUGUCUUUGCUUUCAGAUCUCUGUGUGCAGCCUGAUGUUAGUAAAGAUCAUCAUGUGAAGCCAUUAGCUUUUCGUGGUGCUACUGCAGAUUUUGUGGGUGAACUUGGAUGGCAGGAAGUCCAUCAGAAGCCUGAUCUCUAUAAACUGCCUGAGCUAAUUUUAUUAGAUGAAAUUCCUGAAUCAUCAAACGUUCUUGGAAUUUCACGUGACGAGUCCAUUGAGAACAAUCUCAAAUUUCCUCUCCCACAGGAUGUCAAUUCUUUAGGACAGUCUGAGUUUCUUACUUUAGAUGACAAUCUCUCAUUAGUCGGAGCAUCAUUAGUGAAGUAUGUCUCUGGAACAAGUGACCUUGGACGAGAAUACAUUGACAACCACAUGGAGGUCCUGAAGUCACUAAGUACACUAUCUGCAACAUCAGUCAAAGCUGAUCAGGUUGAUAAUUAUCCUGCUGCUGUAAAUCCAAGACAAAUUGAUGCUAAUGAUUUGUAUGGACUAGCUGGCAAUUAUAUGGUAGGAAAAUCAUCUGGUUUUGUAUCUGAACUACCAAUCACAAGAAAACCUGAUAGACUUGACGAGGAACCGAGACUGUUAUCAUCUUUAUCUAAAGAAACUCUAGAUCAAGCGUCUGGAGAAAACAGGCAUGAAGAUGAAGUACAGGUGACAUCCAGCUGCAAUGAAAUUCAGAUGCUUCGAAAGUCGGCUUCGGUGGAAUCCAGUCUUGAAUCUCUGGAUGUACAAAUUGUCAGUGACGUUGAGGGUGAAAGUAUUGUUGAUCGGUUGAAAAGACAAGUUGAGUAUGACAAAAAAUGCAUCAAAACUUUGUAUAAAGAGUUAGAAGAAGAGAGGAAUGCUUCUGCAGUUGCUACGAAUGAGGCGAUGGCAAUGAUUACAAGAUUGCAAGAAGAAAAAGCAGCACUCCAUAUGGAGGCCCUUCAGUACUUGAGAAUGAUGGAAGAGCAAGCGGAGUAUGAUGUAGAUGCCCUUGAAAAGGCUAACGAUCUACUUGCUGAAAAGGAAAAGGAAAUGCAAGAUAUGGAAGCAGAGCUAGAACUUUACAAGUUGAAUUUACCAGAUGAAACAAUAAUGGGAGAUUUGUGUGAAGGGACUUUUGAAUUGAAUAUUAAGAGUACGAAAGUGGAGACUGGUGAUGUACCCUGCCAAGAAGAGACAAAUCACCCUUUAAAGCCAACGGUAGAUGAGGUGUCCAGAAAUUGCAGGGACUCUUUUGCUUCUGAAAUUCCACAUUUAGGAUUUGAUGAUGAAAAGUCGUACAUUUCACAAUGUUUGCGGAACUUGGAGAUGAAACUGCACCAAAUUUCUUGUAACAGGGCUUUCUCCAACGUACCUAAUGGUGGCCAUUCUAAAAUAUUUGCAGAUGAUAGACUCAAGGGAGAAGAUUCGCCUAAAAAUGAGGAUAUUCCAAUGAAUAGUCAAGUUGAAGGGUAUGAUUCAUCCAUGAAAGGAAAUUUACAUUUCUGUAAUGGAAGCACUUCUGCUCUAGAAGAUGCGACUGCUUCGGAUGGUGAUGAUUCUUCAUUAAGCAAAGCAACUAAACAUUGUGAUUGCGGCGGCCAAAAUGAUUCUCCCGGCCAAAGACAAGUUAGUUUGGUUGCUCUAGAAAACGAAAUCUUAGACCUCAAUGACAGGUUGGAAGCAUUGGAAGCUGAUCAUGAUUUUCUUGAGCAUAUGCUUCACUCUCUGCAAAAUGGAAAUGAGGGACUGCAAUUUAUACAAGAAAUAGCUCAUCAACUCCAGGAGUUGGGGAAACUUGGUAUAAGAUUUAGAAGUCAAGCUACUCCUUAAGUUUGAAUCAACUACUACAUGAUGUACACCAAGACAAGAGGCAGAAACCGGAAUACGGGUCAAGUUCAUCAUCUCUCGGCUGGCUCACAAACUUUGACAAAUCAAAAGAAGGUUUUCAUGAACAGAACAGGUACCCUUUAAAGUUCUCAGAAAGCGGAAAAAAAAAAAAAAUAUAUAUAUAUAUAUCUCUGAACUGUGUAUGUGAUUUUUCGAGUUAGAACAGCUGGUGGAUGGGAGUCAAGUUCUUUUUUUUUUUUUCCCCCUUUUUUCUUUGGGCUGAGGUUGUAAAGUGGAUAUAUUUGUAGUUUUGGCUAAACCGCUUCCUCUGUAAAUUUGAAAAGAUCUUGAUUUUGAUGUUUGUAACAAAUAUAGACAGGUAACUCAAGAUUUUUUUUUUUUGGUUUCCC